This is a messenger RNA of Coturnix japonica (Japanese quail), 1906 nucleotides long. RefSeq names its product acyl-coenzyme A amino acid N-acyltransferase 2-like. Gene Ontology annotation, molecular function: fatty acyl-CoA hydrolase activity. Gene Ontology annotation, biological process: acyl-CoA metabolic process; fatty acid metabolic process. NCBI's taxonomy places the organism in Eukaryota, Metazoa, Chordata, Aves, Galliformes, Phasianidae. Gene Ontology annotation, cellular component: peroxisome. The record is from RefSeq and is a predicted model, not a curated record.
UGGGGGAACCUCCACUGUGUUGCAGAGCAAGUGAGCACACAGCAGCCUCCAGCCUCCCAUCCUGGGCUGGAGGAUAGCAGGGAGGUGGGAGGAAGGGAAAGGCUUGGAGCUGGAAGCCCACACACACCUCUUCAAAUCUGUGGUCAGAUUUCUUGCCAUAUGAAUGCCCAUUUCUGCCUUUUUCCUGCUGGCUGUGUUUCCCUGUGCUAAGCUGCACCCGGGGCAGAGGGAAGCAUAGGGAGUUAACAACUGGAUGCGGCAUUUAUGGGCCCUCCAGUGGGGCAGGCGGAGCUCCCCGCUGCUGCAUCACCACCCCCAGCAGGGGAAGGGCUGAACAACCUGCCAUGGGGCGUGGCAGAACUGCAGGUCAUCAGCCUCAUGGCUGCGUUCCUGCCGCUUCCUGGGUUAAUGAUUGCUGCGGUGGUGAGGUGCUGCCCGUCCCUAGUGCACAGCGGUUGACUUGGCCUUUGCCUCUGCUGCAGGGUAAGAGGGGCUUUGGUCCUCUCCACGUGGCUUUGGGGCACGCAGGAGGUUUUCUAGUGUGGUAUGUGGGUGUACACCUCCAUGCAGGACUCUGGGAAUGGACUCAUGGAGCUCUCUGGGAAAGGGGUGCACCAUGGUGCAGGUGACGGUGACACCAAGCUCCUCGCUUGCUGACCAGAUGGUGCAGGUGGUGGUAUCCGGGCUGGCUCCCUCGCAGCUGGUGACUCUGCGUGCCUGGCUGACGGAUGAGCACGGCGAGCGCUUCCAAGCGCGUGCAUUCUACCGCUCUGAUGAGGAGGGCACGGUGGAUGCUGGGCGGCACGCUGCCCUGGGUGGUAACUACACCGGUGUCUGGCCCAUGGGGCUCUUCUGGUUCCUGCAGCCAGACAGCCUCUUCAAGCGCUUGGUGAAGCGCGACGUGAUGGGCAGCCCCUUCCUCGUCCACCUGGAGGUGUUUGAUGGCCUCCGCCUAGUGUCGGGGCAGCAGGACAAUCCCCUGGCCGCCUGCACCGCCGAGCGGUGGUAUGUGGGCCCUGGUGUGCAGCGGGUGCCCAUCCGCGAGGGGAGGGUGCGGGGGGCCCUGCUGCUGCCUCCAGGCCCGGGGCCCUUCCCAGCAGUGAUCGACCUGUUUGGAGGUGCAGGUGGUCUCAUUGAGUUCCGGGCUGGGCUGCUGGCCAGCCGAGGCUUUGCAGUGCUGGCUUUGGCUUUCUUUGCCUAUGAGGAUCUCCCCAAAGGCCUAACCCAGCUUGACCUGGACUAUUUUGAGGAGGCUGCCGAGCUGCUCCUGCAGCACCCCAAGGUGCGAGGCCCAGGGCUGGGUGUCAUUGGUGUGUCCAAAGGGGCUGAGGUGGCUCUGGCCAUGGCCUCCUUCCUCCCACAAGUGGUGGCCACAGUGUGGAUCAACGGCACCAGCUUCCUGUACGGCAACCCGCUGCUCUACAAGGGCCUCCGCAUCCCUUCCAUCCCCUACCAGACCGAGCGCAUGCUCUUUACUGAGCUGGGCGCCAUGGACAACUCAGCCAUCUUCACUGACCCGCGCAGCCCAGCCUGCAGUGCUUCGGCCAUCCCAGUGGAGAAGAUCCAAGGCAAGGUCCUCUUUGUGGUGGGUGAAGCCGAUCGCAGCUUCAACAGCAAACUCUUUGCCCAGCUGGCCAUGGAACGCCUGCCGCAGGAUGCCUACCGCCUGCUGUCCUACCCCGGGGCUGGACACCUCAUCGAGCCCCCUGGCUCACCCCUCUGCAGCAUCUCCAGCCUGCGUGGCAGCCCUUUGCCCGUGGUGUGGGGCGGAGAGCCCGAGCCCCACGCCAGGGCGCAGCAGCAAUCAUGGCAGGAGAUCGUGCAGUUCUUGGAGCUGCAGUUGAGCCCCGCGCUUGCCAUCAAGCUGUGAGCUGCUCAAUAAAGGCAAUGGUCACACCUUAGGGCA